This is a messenger RNA of Mycetomoellerius zeteki, 1251 nucleotides long. Its product is annotated as putative nuclease HARBI1. The transcript is spliced from 6 exons. Lineage: Eukaryota; Metazoa; Arthropoda; Insecta; Hymenoptera; Formicidae. The record is from RefSeq and is a predicted model, not a curated record. Bases 1 to 1251 code for a protein of 416 amino acids.
AUGGUGAAACGCCUGAUUACGAUGGCUGUAAUUGGUGCGGAAGAGAAUGAUGAUAAUAAGUCUCUUGUAUACGUUAAAGGACGUGAAAAACGCCAAUGGCUGACUAAUAUACUUGAUAGCGACGACUUGCCCAUUGAGACCAUCGAUGCCGAUUACGAAGAUAUAGAUUCUUUACAAAAUCUGAAUAUUACUAAUACCGUGCGAUAUAGUUCAAACAGUUCCAGUGAUGAAGAAAUAACGGCAAUAGUAAUGAAAUGUACUGAAACUGAUAGAAUUCCAAAAAUAAAGAAUAUGAUGGAAAUUAUUAAUGAAUAUUCUGAUAGAGAGUUUCAGCGUCAUUUUCGUUUAAAACGGAGCACGUUUGACCAAUUAAAUACUAUGUACUCAAAUUCAGAAAUUUUUAAUUCAUUAAAAGAACAUGGUGGGUGGGAAGUUAUAAGUAGUGAUAGACAGCUGUUAUCAUUCUUAUGGUAUGCAGGAAACAAAUGUGUGAUACGAGACGUUGCAUCUAGAUUUAAUGUAGCAGAAUCUACUUUUCAUUCUAUCGUAUCAAACGUUAUUAAAUAUUUAAAUAAUAUUGCUCCAAAUAUAAUAAAAAUGCCAGAUACAGAAGAAAGAAAAAGAUUAGUUGCUCAUGAAUUUGAAAAUAUAUGUGGAUUUCCAGGAGUUCUCGGCUGUAUUGAUGGAACAUAUAUUAAAAUCAGAACGCCCGCUAAAAAAAUCAAGAGCACUUAUGUUAAUAGACAUGAUUAUCCAUCCCUAACACUGCAAGCAGUUUGUGAUGCUCAUAAAUUAUUUUUAGACGUUUUUACUGGUCCUCCGAGUAAAAUACAUGAUGCAAGAAUAUUCCAGUUGUCAUUUUUCAGUGAUGAGAUACAAAAUAUAUCAAACGAUUAUCACAUAUUAGGUGAUGCGGCAUAUCCUUUACAAAAAUAUUUACUAACUCCUUAUAGAGAUUACGGUAAUCUCACAGCGACUCAACAAAAUUAUAAUCAUAAAUUGUCUACUACAAGAGUUAAAAUAGAAAAUACUUUUGCAUUAUUAAAACAAAGAUUUAGACAACUGAUGACACUAGAAUUUAUUACCGUUAAACGUUCCUCUAAUUUUAUUAUUUCCUGUUGUGUUUUACAUAAUUCAUGUAUCAUGAAUGAUGAUUAUUUAAAUGAAGAUAUCGAUGAUGUAGAAUAUAAUGAUGUAGAAAGGCACAUCUAUAAUGAACAGAAUCAAAAUGAUAGGAUACAAGAUUAUUAA